Molecule: messenger RNA, 1719 nt
Organism: Micropterus dolomieu (smallmouth bass)
Lineage: Eukaryota; Metazoa; Chordata; Actinopteri; Centrarchiformes; Centrarchidae
Gene: ube2g2
Product: ubiquitin-conjugating enzyme E2G 2 (UBC7 homolog, yeast)
Exons: 6
Coding region: 115-612 (165 amino acids)
Cellular component (GO): endoplasmic reticulum; cytosol
Source: RefSeq, a predicted model, not a curated record
UCACGAUCUGAGCAUGCGCGCUGGAUCAGCUGUUGUGACAGAGUCGUUGCGAAGUAAAAAAAAGUAAAACUCGGACUGAUCUUUUUUAUUUUGGUUCGUCUCCGUUAAACCGCGAUGGCCGGUACCGCGCUGAAGAGACUCAUGGCGGAGUAUAAACAGCUGACCCUGAACCCACCUGAGGGGAUUGUUGCAGGUCCAGCCAAUGAGGAGAACUUCUUUGAAUGGGAGGCUCUCAUCAUGGGUCCUCAGGAUACCUGCUUUGAAGGCGGAGUGUUUCCAGCCGUCCUCAGUUUCCCCUCCGAUUAUCCUCUCAGUCCUCCCAAGAUGAGGUUCACCUGCGACAUGUUUCAUCCCAACAUCUAUCCAGAUGGGCGGGUCUGCAUCUCCAUCCUCCACGCUCCAGGCGACGACCCGAUGGGAUAUGAGAGCAGCGCAGAGAGGUGGAGUCCAGUCCAGAGUGUGGAGAAGAUCCUACUAUCUGUGGUCAGCAUGUUGGCAGAGCCGAACGAUGAAAGUGGAGCGAACGUCGACGCCUCUAAAAUGUGGCGGGAGGACAGAGAGCAGUUCUACAAACUCGCCCAGAAGAUCGUACGCAAGUCCCUGGGCCUUUAGAGAUGAUGUCAUCACCCUGUGACGGUGCCCAGCACUCUGUGUUUGUGUGUUCACGCCCUCUUCCCUCCUCCUCCGCUACUUCUCACCCAGAACAGAUUCGCAGCAUCGAUCAAUUAAGAUCUGAUCGUCUUCCUCGUCACCAUGGAAACCAAUAAAACAUACACACACAGAGUGCUCCCGAGAUGGACAGAUCGAUAAACUGAUGGAUGGCCAAUCAGAUGUCACAGAGGGUUGGAUCGAUCCACUAUCCAAAUGUUUAGGAACUUCAGAUUUACUAAAAGUCGACAAGAAAAAAAGUGUCAUGUGAUCAUUCUCACAGUGACAUCAUCACCUGUAUGGAUCGCUACACACCGACGGCAGUAGCGAGAGCAUUAUUAUUAUUAUUGAUCUUAUUAGUAGUAGUAGUAGUAUUAUUAACCUGAAGGAGGUUUAGUUUGCAUUAAAACACAGCUCACACUCUGAUGACGAUCAAUAGGAAAUAUACAGUAAUCAAUAAAUAUACCAAUAACAAAUCAAACCAGCAGCAGAUCAUAAUCGGAAACAUCCUGAGCUGAUAAAGAAGAAAUAUGAUGUUAAAGACGUGCAGGUGUUUCAGUGGCUAAAGGAAGGGCAGGUAAGGUUCAGUCGAGCCUUUCACAAUAAAGGUCUUGUUUAUUUCACAGACUGAAGAACAGAUUGAGGAAAUAAAACAGACGAGUUUCUGAACACGUCAGCAGAAUGCAGGUAAAUACUGUAAAUACUCAAAUCUGUCAGGUUAAAGAAGGUCAUGUUAAAAUCUCGCCGCGCACGAGACUUUCUUUACACGUGUAGUUGAAACACGAGUUAAAAUGUUUGCAUUUAUAGAACAAACUGUCCUCCUGCUGUCGGUGUGACGCUGUUUAUUCUCUGUGGCAUGGACGAACUCCUCGUUGGACUUGUUGCACUUUAUCUCUUCUACCCUGAGGACGGCGUUCGCCAUCAGAGGGCGAGCUCCGGUUGAUUUUACCUUUUUUUUUGUAGUUUUAAAUUAAAAGAAGAAGCUGGACGUUGUUGUUGGUCUGCUGGAAGAGUUUCUUUUAAUCAGCCUGAUCAAUACUUCAUUAAAACAAACUGAGGGAGGAACAACAA